UCCGCCUGGCGGGAGCGCGGGGCGCCGGGAGGCGGCAUGGAGCGGGGCGCGGUGCGCGCCCUGGCCGCGCGGCUGGGCCUCGCCGACCCCGGCGUUAUCAGAAAAGCUGAGGAGUAUCUGCGACUAGCCCAAGUGAAAUGCACAGGAUUAAUGGCUCAAAUGACAGCGACAAGCAGUGCUGUAAUAUGCCUGGACCUAGCAGCUAGUUUCAUGAAGCAACCAAUUGACAAAAGCUAUUUUGUUAAACUGUCUGGCUUGAACAAGAUGACGUACCAGAGCUCCAUGAAGUCUUUGGAAUGUUUGCUGGAGGUGAACCCCAGACUGGGAAUGCGAGACCUAGCUGUGCAAUUCUGCUGCACAGAGGCAGUAAACACCGCUUCAAAAAUACUGCAGAGGUAUGAAUCCAGUCUCUCUGAAGCACAGCGAAUGGACGUUGAUUUCUCAAAGCCCCUUUUCCUAGCAGCUGCAUUAUUUGCAGCGUGCAGAUGUUUGAAGCUAAAAGUGGACAAAACUAAAAUCUUGGCUACAUCUGGUGUGAAAAAAGCAAUAUUUGACCGUCUGUGCAGUCAGCUGGAGAAGAUCAGUCAACAACUCAGCAAAAAUGAUGAUCCACUGCCUGCAGAGACAGCUGAAAAUUAUAACAUCAACUUGGAGCACUGUGAGAAGGAAGAUGCAUCUGAAGAUGACAAGGAAACACCAUGUAAACGGCCAAAGACCGAAACCAAGCAAGAUUAUGAAGAAUGGAAAAAGAAAAUCCUGGAAAAUGCUGUUAAGGCACAAGAGACAAGUAGAAGUUCUGUCUCUGUAGUGCCACCUAGCAACAUUACAGCUGCUUGGUUGCAAUUUUAA
Pogoniulus pusillus (Red-fronted tinkerbird) is the source of this 849-nucleotide messenger RNA. It is a transcript of the gene ORC6, whose product is annotated as origin recognition complex subunit 6. Gene Ontology annotation, cellular component: nuclear origin of replication recognition complex. NCBI's taxonomy places the organism in Eukaryota, Metazoa, Chordata, Aves, Piciformes, Lybiidae. Gene Ontology annotation, biological process: DNA replication; DNA replication initiation. Gene Ontology annotation, molecular function: DNA binding. The record is from RefSeq and is a predicted model, not a curated record.